Molecule: messenger RNA, 1383 nt
Organism: Dama dama (fallow deer)
Lineage: Eukaryota; Metazoa; Chordata; Mammalia; Artiodactyla; Cervidae
Gene: KRT27
Product: keratin 27
Exons: 8
Coding region: 1-1383 (460 amino acids)
Biological process (GO): hair follicle morphogenesis; intermediate filament organization
Molecular function (GO): structural molecule activity
Source: RefSeq, a predicted model, not a curated record
AUGAGCGUGCGCUUUUCUUCUGCAUCCAGACGCCUUGGCUCCUGUGGGGGAGCUGGCUCUGUGCGGCUCUCCAGUGGGGGAGCCGGCUUUGGGGUCGGCAGCACAGGCAGCGUGCCAGGCUUUGGAAGCGGCUUCACCUGCGCCUUUGGAGGAAGCUCCUCUGCAGGAGGCUACAGCGCGGGGCUGGGCGGAGGAAAUGCUUCCUGCGCCGCCUUCACUGGAAAUGAACAUGGCCUCCUCUCCGGCAAUGAGAAGGUGACCAUGCAGAACCUCAACGACCGCCUGGCCUCCUACCUGGACAACGUGCGCGCCCUAGAGGAGGCCAACGCCGACUUGGAGCAGAAGAUCAAGGGCUGGUAUGAGAAAUUUGGGCCUGGUUCCUGCCGCGGUCUCGAUCACGAUUAUAGCAGAUACUUCACAGUAAUUGACGACCUUAGGAACCAGAUAAUUUCUGCAACAACAAGCAAUGCCAAUGUUGUCCUGCAAAAUGACAAUGCAAGGCUCACAGCUGAUGACUUCAGACUAAAGUUUGAAAAUGAACAGGCCCUCCACCAGAGCGUGGACGCGGAUGUCAGCAGUUUGCGCCGGGUCCUGGACGAACUGACUCUGUGCAGAACGGACUUAGAGAUUCAGCUGGAGACACUCAGCGAGGAGUUGGCAUACCUCAAGAAGAACCAUGAGGAGGAGAUGAAGGCUCUGCAGUGCGCGGCCGGAGGCAAUGUGAACGUGGAGAUGAAUGCGGCACCCGGCGUGGACCUCACGGUUCUGCUGAACAACAUGCGGGCCGAGUACGAAGCCCUGGCCGAGCAGAACCGCAGGGAUGCAGAGGCCUGGUUCAACGAAAAGAGCGCUUCGCUGCAGCAGCAGAUUUCUGAUGAUGCUGGCGCCACCACCUCAGCUCGGAAUGAACUGACAGAGAUGAAACGUACUCUUCAAACCCUGGAGAUUGAACUUCAGUCUCUCUUAGCGACAAAACACUCACUGGAGUGCUCCUUGACGGAGACGGAGGGCAACUACUGUGCCCAGCUGGCCCAGAUCCAGGCUCAGAUCGGAGCCCUAGAGGAGCAGCUGCAUCAGGUCAGGACUGAAACCGAGGGCCAGAAACUGGAAUACGAACAGCUCCUGGACAUCAAGGUCCACCUGGAGAAAGAAAUCGAGACCUACUGCCGCCUGAUAGAUGGAGAGGAUGGCUCUUGCGCUAAAUCAAAAGGCUAUGGUGGGCCAGGAAAUCAGAUAAAAGAUCCAUCUAAAGCCACCGUGGUUAAAACAAUUGUUGAAGAAAUAGAUCCUCGUGGCAAAGUUCUGUCAUCUAGAGUUCACACUGUGGAAGAGAAAUCCACCAAAGUCAACAACAUGAAGAGUGAGCAGAGGGUGCCUUCCUGA